Messenger RNA from Monosiga brevicollis MX1, 810 nucleotides. RefSeq lists its product as uncharacterized. The transcript has 5 exons. The coding region runs from base 1 to 810 and encodes 269 amino acids. The record is from RefSeq and is a predicted model, not a curated record. NCBI's taxonomy places the organism in Eukaryota, Choanoflagellata, Craspedida, Salpingoecidae.
AUGGCUGCGCCCACCCAAACGCUUGAGCCGUCCUCCCAACUCGAGGCUCUCCAUCAGUCAUCAGUAAAAAAAACCAAGCGCUGCAUAGCCAACGGGAGUCACCGCGAUCGAUUCUGCUACCUCAGACCGAGUCGGAGACUGCACAGAGACAAAGAGCAGAGAGAGAGAGAGAGAGAGAGAGAGAGAGAGAGAGAGAGAGAGAGAGAGAGAGAGAGAGAGAGAGAGAUAGAGAAGAGAGGUGCGGGGGAGCGUGGUCGUGGUCGGGGUGGUGCUGAGCGCGGCCGUGGCGGUCGCGGUGGUCGCGGUGGUCGUGGCGGUCGCGGGCGCGGGUCAAGCCACGGCAGCAGCAGCGAAAGCAAGCCCGAGGCCAAGCGCAGCAAAAAGACAGAUGCAUCAGAUACACCCAAGAAAGAGUCCGCUCCGCCGCCUCCCGCUGUCAAAGAUCGUCAGUCAUAUCAGCAGGCACUAGAUUACCUGCGCCUGUGGCAGUCUGACCGAACACAAUGGAAGUUUCAAAAAGUUCGCCAAAAUUUUCUGCUUGAGCAUGCAUUUGAUCCCUACCUGCUACCCAAAGAUGACUUUGAUGUGUUUGUGACAUAUGUUCAGGCCCUUCAGGGCGUGGCACGGAUGCGCCUGCGCGAGCGAGCCGAACAGGUUGUGGCGAGUGAGGAGGUGUCACCGGCGGUUCUCGAGUCGGCGCGACUAGCCGCCGAAGACAAUAAAGAAACCUUUGAUGCCGAACAGGUGACGCCGGUCAUUUAUAAAAUCAUCCGAAAGCGUGCCAAGAAGCUCAUCAAGGCCUUGGCUUGA